Molecule: messenger RNA, 2545 nt
Organism: Musa acuminata AAA Group (dessert banana)
Lineage: Eukaryota; Viridiplantae; Streptophyta; Magnoliopsida; Zingiberales; Musaceae
Product: ARM REPEAT PROTEIN INTERACTING WITH ABF2
Exons: 19
Coding region: 77-2257 (726 amino acids)
Molecular function (GO): protein binding
Source: RefSeq, a predicted model, not a curated record
CUCUCUCUCUCUCUCUCUGUCUCUCUUUUCACAGUCGAAUUCCUUCAUCUCUCUGUUCUGUGUUUCCUUGGGACCGAUGGAGGCGGAGCAGCAGCGGCCGCGGAGAAAGGGGCAGAAGCGGAAGCUGGAGGAGGACGUCGCCGCCGCCGUUUCGUCGGCGGCCUCGGUGCCGGCGGCGGAAGAGGGGGACGACGGGGAGGCGGAGGAUGGAGGGGAGGCGGGCGGGGACGAGAUCUGUUGCCAUCGGUCCCAGAAGACGCUCGCCCGCGAGGUCAGGACCCAGGUCGAGGUCCUCGAGCGGAGCUUCUCCUGGCGCCUCAUCGAUCGCGCCGCCGCGAAGCGCGCCACCCACAUCCUCGCCGAGCUGGCUAAAAAUGAGGAGGUUGUGAAUGUGAUUGUGGAAGGAGGGGCGGUGCCCGCCCUUGUAAAGCAUCUGGAGGAGCCGCCGCCUCUGCUGGCAAGGGAAGGGAGUGCCGCCGGAGGAGAUCGCCCCUUCGAACAUGAGGUCGAAAAAGGGAGCGCUUUUGCUCUCGGACUUCUUGCAGUGAAGCCUGAACACCAGCAACUUAUAGUUGAUGCGGGUGCCUUGCGUCUGCUUGUUAAUCUGUUAAGAAGGCACAAAAAAGGUUCCAAUUGCCGAGCAGUUAAUAGUGUUAUUAGGAGAGCAGCUGAUGCAAUAACUAAUCUUGCUCAUGAAAAUAGCAAUAUCAAAACUUAUGUCAGAAUUGAAGGUGGAAUUCCACCGCUUGUUGAAUUGCUGGAGUCUACAGACCUGAAGGUACAGAGAGCAGCUGCUGGUGCCCUGCGGACUUUGGCAUUCAAAAAUGAUGGUAACAAGAACCAGAUUGUGGAAUGUAAUGCUCUUCCCACGCUGAUUCUCAUGCUUCGAUCAGAGGAUGCUGCCAUCCAUUAUGAGGCGGUAGGUGUAAUUGGGAAUCUGGUUCAUUCAUCACCUAACAUAAAGAAAGAAGUUCUUCUUGCAGGAGCUUUACAACCUGUAAUUGGCUUAUUAAGUUCAUGCUGCACGGAGAGCCAAAGGGAAGCAGCUUUAUUACUAGGGCAAUUUGCUUCAGCUGAUUCAGAUUGCAAAGUGCACAUUGUACAGAGGGGUGCUGUACGACCACUGAUUGAGAUGCUUCAGUCCCCAGAUAUUCAACUUAAAGAGAUGUCUGCCUUUGCUCUUGGCAGGCUGGCCCAGGACUCACACAACCAAGCUGGUAUUGUCUACAAUGGUGGUUUGGUUCCUCUGCUGAAACUUCUUGACUCAAAAAAUGGAUCUCUGCAGCACAAUGCUGCAUUUGCUCUUUAUGGAAUUGCAGACAAUGAGGAUAAUGUUUCUGAUUUUAUCAAGGUAGGAGGUGUUCAAAAGCUCCAAGAUGGUGAGUUCAUUGUCCAGGCAACAAAGGAUUGUGUAGCAAAGACAUUGAAAAGAUUAGAAGAGAAGAUCAUUGGACGAGUAUUAAUGCAUUUGCUAUAUCUGAUGCGAAUUGGAGAGAAGGUUGUUCAAAGGCGUGUAGCACUGGCUCUUGCUCAUCUAUGCUCACCUGGGGAUCAAAGAACAAUUUUCGUUGAUAACAAUGGGCUUGAUUUACUUCUAGAUCUACUGGGGUCUACUAAUCUAAAACAGCAACAAGAUGGUUCAGUUGCUCUUUACAAGUUGGCUAACAAAGCCAUGACACUCUCUUCUAUGGAUGCAGCUCCUCCAUCCCCCACACCUCAGGUUUAUCUGGGUGAGCAGUAUGUGAAUAGCUCCACGCUAUCAGAUGUUACCUUUCUGGUUGAAGGCAAGCGCUUCUAUGCACACAGAAUUGCUUUGCUUGCUUCUUCAGAUGCAUUUCGUGCAAUGUUUGAUGGUGGAUACAGGGAGAAGGAUGCAAGAGACAUUGAGAUUCCUAAUAUAAGAUGGGAGGUUUUUGAAUUGAUGAUGCGAUUUAUAUACACAGGAUCAGUCGAGGUUACUACUAAUAUCGCACAAGACCUACUAAGAGCUGCAGAUCAGUAUCUUUUGGAGGGUCUUAAACGCUUAUGUGAAUAUGCUAUCGCACAGGAUGUCAACAUAGACAACAUCUCUAGCAUGUAUGAAUUGUCAGAGGCAUUCCAUGCCAUGUCCCUGAGGCACACUUGUGUGUUGUUUAUUUUGGAGCAAUUCGACAAAAUAAGCAUUCAGCCAGGGCAUUCCCAUCUGAUUCAACGGAUCAUCCCGGAGAUCCGCAACUACUUCGCAAAAGCAUUGCGACCUAAUCCAAGAAACUCCUGAUCCUAACUACUCUUUUCUGACACCAUCUUUGCUAACUCAUGCUGCUGGGGGGACUGUAUACAGUUUGGAAAGGCCUUCUGCAUCGAGUGAUUUCUAUUUUCCAAGAGCAGGUUUGGGGAAGAAUGUUCUAAGCUUUCUGGAACCUGUAUCUCCUUUUUCUUGGAUGCUGUUUGGUACGGUACAUCACUAGCAUCGGAGUUGAAGCUAAUGACACUUGAAAUUUCCACUCGUUAUUACAAAAAAAAAAUACUGUCCUUUGAUUUUAGAAAACCCUGCAGUUUGGCAUCA